AUGCUCUUUGCAUUUCGACUUCCAAAAUCUGCAUCGCCAACACCGGCGACUACAAAGGAAAAGUUCCUGCAGAUGGAUAUUCCUGGAGCUGUACUUAUCUGCGCCAUCAUUGUUUGCCUUACGCUUGCUUUAAGAUGGGCUGGCGUAGAGAAGGCGUGGGCGGAUCAAGACGUCGUGGGUACCUUGGUCGCCACACCGAUUUUUCUUGUUUUAUUCGCCAUUGAUCAAUGGUUUCAAGGAGAGAGGGUACUUAUCAUGCCGAGUUUCCUGAAGAAUCGGGUCUUACUCGUCAGUGCCGUUUUUGAGUUCUUGUAA
Daldinia childiae is the source of this 315-nucleotide messenger RNA. Its product is annotated as putative HC-toxin efflux carrier TOXA. The record is from RefSeq and is a predicted model, not a curated record. The transcript has a single exon. Bases 1 to 315 code for a protein of 104 amino acids. Gene Ontology annotation, biological process: transmembrane transport. Gene Ontology annotation, molecular function: transmembrane transporter activity. Lineage: Eukaryota; Fungi; Ascomycota; Sordariomycetes; Xylariales; Hypoxylaceae.